AAUCUGUCUGCACUGCUGAGGCUCGCCUGGAGCCGGUGUCCUGGGCCGUUUCGGCCUUGCGCGCGAUCGGCGUCCGGUACUGGGGGUUCCGUGCUGCCUUGGCCGGCCUUCCACUUCUCUGGCUCCGUGUCACCGAAUCCUCGCGAUGACUCUAGUAAAUUCUCUUUUAGAGGAUAAAUCGAGUUGAGCACCUGAAUGUAAGGUGCUUAAGAAUAACUAGAUAUGAGUUCUUAAAUGAUGAAAUGGUUUUUGUUAAAACGCUUUCAGGUGCAUUGCAUACUUGUAUUGGUCGUGUUUGGAUUCUUUUGGAAGCAUUUUCAGUUAAGGGUAGGUUAAUAUAAUAAUCGCAGUAGAUGUUUAACCCGGAAGAGUGUUGCUUUUUAUGACUAAGAUGUAAACCGUGUUUGUACAUUAAUGUUUAUGGUAAUAUUAGAUAUUCUGUAUUGUGUGUGUGUGUGUAUACGUACCGUGACAUACACUUAUUUUUCAAGCGUCCGGUUUCUGUUGGGCUGGGAAAAACACCAGUCUCUCCAGCAGUGACAGCCCUGUCACCUGGGAGCCUGUGCGACGGACGAUGCAUAAUAAUGCCGAGGCUUUGGACACCGUUUCCGGGCCCCAAAGACGAGAGGAAAGCGGGUACAGAGUCCAUGACUGUCUGAAAGCACCAACACCUGCUUUAUCGACUUAGUUUAAACAGUUUAACUUCUGGUAAGGAUGGUGAUGAAAAAUGUAAUGAUCACGCUAUAUGGCCUUUAUCAUAAUUUGUAGUGCAUUAAAUAUGUAUAUUAAAAACAUGAAUACACAGUUUUGGUGGCACGUUUGCAUGUGUCUUGUUUAAAAUGAAUUAUUAACACCUAAAACCUGUUUAGUACUCCUCGAUCCCGAGUAAAAUCCAGGGAAAAGCAACAUUUUCCGGUAUGUGUAUCUAUACCACAUCUUCUGCACUGCUGGGUCUCUAGAGGUCUCCAGACUCUCUUCAGUACAGCUGCGAUGGGCUAGGUUGGCGUGCAGCCUUCCUGAAUUGAGUAGUCUGUCAUUCAUCCAUCACAUGGGGUCAUGCAAGCGUGAAGGUUCAUAGCCUAGAGAGAAUUUAAAGGUAAAAGGUCUUGGCUGUGGAUAAGAAUCUUGUGAAAAACUGCAUGGUAGUCACCUUACAUAUUGUAGUUAUACAAGGGUAACCAGUGCCUGCUAUAAAACGGCAGUUUUAGCCACAUUUAGGAAAUGUUUAUAUUUAUUUGCGUGAUAGGAAGUGAGGGGCGCUGGACAAUGAGGCCAGUUUCCCCGCCUGCGUUGUGAGAUGGAAAGUGCGAUUCCAACUCUAGUGGCUGCUGCUAACGUGUCCUGCUGCUCGUUCCUUGGCUGGAAUUUUUCCCCCUGAGAAUCAUCCAAUUAUGUGCAGCCAGCCCCAGCACUGCGAUUUAAAAAUUCUUUUUCUUUGCUAUGAAACUGACUGCAGUGUGACAUUUAAAUGCAUUUGAUACUUAAUAAUGUAUUGCUGUUGUGAUUUGUACCAUGUCUAGGCUGCAUGUUUCUAAGUUUGCUGGCUGGGACACUUAAAAAGAUUUGCGUCAAACCGGGCUGCUCUUCAGUGGCUGAUGUUGUAAAAUGGGGAACUAAGGACGCUCGGUCGUGUGAUCCAAAUCCCGCUGGAUUAGACCAUAUGGUAAUUAAAGCGUUUUAAAUUAAAGUGUUUCCUAGUUUGUCCAUUCUUCCAUUUUACCUUUUAUAUAUAUUUUUGUUUCUACUGUUUUUUUAUUUUGUUUCUCGCUGUUCGCUGUGUGUUUCAAAAGAUGCCGGUUGUAUUUUGUGUUUCAGCGGCAGGCUAUUUGAAUAACCAAUCGACAGCAAAUAUGUUUGCCAGUCCCACCCCAAAGUACCGAAGUACCCCAGCUGGUUUGGUACUUUCAGUACUGGAACUUUCGGUACUGGUAUUCGACCAAUGGAAAAGCGAAAGUACCGUACUUUGAGGUGGAAAAGCACCCUAACAUAAGUGACCUAAACUGAUUAUUUUGAAACUGUUAAGGAUGUCUCUGUCAGUAGUAUAAAUAAUCUACUGAUCUUAAUCUGACUAUUCAUAGAAUAAUCUCUUGUUUAUAAUAUAUUUAAUUUGCAAUUGGUGUGAGGCAACAUAUGGUCAAUUUAGCCACUCGUUCUCUUGACUUGCACAUUUUUUGGACAGUGGAAUGAAACCUAACAAUCUUCCAAAAAGCCAAACAGGCAGGGUGAACAUGCAGACUCCACGCACACAAAGCGGCUGUGUGUGGUGACGACGUUACCCGCUGCGCCACUGUGCCACUUUUGGAUUUCAUGAUGUGUGAUGUUAAUAUCGAUAUGGCAUUUCAUGUACCUACAACUGUCACAUUUCAAUGCCCACGAUAGUCUGCUGUGUUCAAACCAUCAAUAAGUUGCAGUAAAUAUUUUUUGCUCAGUCAUAGGAAACAAACCUUGGCAGUCUUUGCAAUUUUAAUGAUGGUUCUUUUGCAGUCUUAUCUAGUAUAUGUAAAAAAAAAAAAAAAAAAAAAAGUUCAUAGCUGCUGCUUUUGCAUGAGCUCUGCAUGCACUCUCUCAGACAAGCAUUUAAGUCAAAAUUGAUAGACGGGCCUGGUCAAUUCGAGAUGCUAAGUGGUACAUAUAGUGAAUAUUGGUUAUGUGAAGUACUUAUACGCAACUUUUUGCCUAUUUCCAUUCUUAAGUCUUUCUUCCAUAUUGCUGAGUUAUUGAGAAGGAAUUUUUUAUCUGCUUUUUAAUAAUUAUGACUGCUCUGAGACUGUUGCUUCCCAAUCAUUGUUUAUCUUACUGUUUUUAGAUGUGAGAAUACAUAGAUGAAUUGUGAGUAUUUUUAAAAUGUACGAAAUUCAGAAAAUGCACAUUAAGAAUUGACGAAUGUAUACAAAAAUAGUAAUUUUUCCAUAUGUAGAGUCAUGUAUCUGCGUGGAAACAGUAUUUCAGUUACACUUCCAGUUAAGGAUAAAAAUCAUUUUUGUGUUAAUGUACUUUUGAAUGUGAAAAUUUGGUAUUUAUGUUGGUAGAUCUGGUGCAGUGUGUUUCCACUCUUAGGUGGAUGGAGAAGGUCUGCUGUGGUAUAGAGAGGAUCAUACUGAGUAAUUCUACAUUGAAAAUAAUCACGCAAUCAAGCUUCAUAUCAUGGCAGCUGCCUUGUUGGACUCUGUGGAUGACCAUCUGGACAAUGGCUGUGUUUUAGCAUCACGAUUCUCCUUAAUUAGUGCUGCACCAUAGCUCUGACACAUCCUCUGUGAACACACACACACACACACACACACACACACACACACACACACACACACACACACACACACACACACACACACACACACACACACACACACAAGAGCCUGUGCUUGUGAUUUUACUGUUAGCCUUGGUUUUAACAGUUUGUGGGUUGUUAGAGCAGAGAACCCAGUGUCUGGGCGACCUGCAGAUAGAAAAUGUACUUCCAGCACAGGGUUGUCUUUGCGCUGCUUGUCCCCAUUAAAGCUGGGCUUGAAACCAGUUGCGCGAAUGUUAUAUUCAUUUAUACAGAAAUCGCUCCUGCUAUUGCCAUAUUAAAUCAGCAUCCUUUCAUAGUCCUAAUCGUGCCGCAGGCACACAAGGACGCUUGCUCGAAGCUGCCAUUUCGCAAAGCAGACUGGGUGUUUCGUCAUCAAACACCCCUCCGAAUGCUUGUACUCGACAAGCUCUGAUCAAAGCAAGAAAACAGAAUGUAAGGAGUGCACAUGCUGAGAACUUGCCUUUGCAAAGAACUUGAAAGUCUUGCCCUCAACCCAAUUCAUUGCACGGAAGCCUUGGGUGCAACCAGCAGAAGAUGAGAGGAGGGCCGGAGGAGAGACUGCAGUGGCAGGGCCAGUGACUCUCUCGCCGCGGGCAUGGCGCAGGCUGUCCCCCAGCUUGACUACCAGCUCCUGCAUGACCUGAAGCUGCGCUUCCCUGAGAUCCCGGAGGAUGUGGUGUCUCAGUGCCUCCUGCAGAACAACAACAACCUGGACGUGUGUUGCCUUCUCCUGGCUCAAGAGAGUAAUCGCUACCUGUACGGGGAGUACCACAGUCCCGAGGAGAGCCGCCUGGCCCGUAACCACAUGCUGCACAUCAGCCUGGGCUACCCGUCCACAGAGGGCGCUAAAGCUAACGGAGGGCGCCCCCUGGUGCACAGCUCCAGCGAUGGGCACAUCGAGCCGCAGCGAGGUGGCCCUGGUGCCGGACAGCGUCCCAUGGUGUUCCAGGAACCGCACUCUGCCCCUGCCACCAUGGCGCCAUCGCCAGGGUACAGCCCCUUCUUUGUGAAUGAGCAGGGCCGCUCUGCCGGCACCCCGCCGCCCGUUGCGCCCUACCCCCCGGUGCCACACUACGCCAUGAACCCCAUCACAGUUACGCUCCCACAGAGCAUCCCCUCUGUGCCUCAGGCCCUGCAGAUCCCCACCUCCCCUUAUAGUGGCGCUGGUGGCAGCGCCCUGUAUGUUCGGCCCGCCCCCUCACAGAGCCCCCAGCCUGCCCCCUGGCCCUCGCCUGGCAUUCCGGUUUUCACGCCAUCCCCGUACGCCUCCCCGUAUCCCGGGAAGCCUGUCCCCCAGACAGCGUACCACUCCCCACCCCCGUCCCAGUUCCCGUCCCCUUACAGCUCCCCGCAGCAUCAGAUCCAGCAGACAGCCCACGCGUUUCUCCCUAUCAGCCCCCCCACUGUGCCUGGCCUGCCCUACCAGACGCAGCAGUCUAUGUCUUAUUUGCCCCACCUGUCUUCCAAGACCCCUCUGAAAAACCAGAUAGAGAUCAGUUUAGAGGGGGGGCAGAGAGCACCCACCCCGGCUCAGCGUAGCGGCUCUCCUGGAAUCGGCCAGCCGGGCCAGCCGCGAGGUCAGAACUCCCUGUACAUUUCCACUAACUCCUCCCCCAGCUCCCCAUCACGGGGGAUCAGCUUGACCAGCUCCUUCCACCCCGGCAUGUACAUCCACCCGGCCCCCGUGCGGCCUCUACCAGCCUCCUCCCCCCAGCCUGGGAAUGCGUACAUCAAGAUCAAGGUGUCGCCCGGCCGGACUCAGGGGCGCCCCCUGGAGUCACCCACUGUGGAGACUGAGUCCCUGCUCAAUAUUGUGGACCAGGCGGAGCAUCCUGCAGCACCCGCCCCCAUCCUGCCUAUCUCAGUGUUGCCAGGCAACCUCGCCAGUAAGAUCAACAACAUGCCGCGCAGGUCCAGUUCCGGCUCUGAUGACUACGCAUACACUCAGGCUCUCCUGCUCCACCAGCGAGCAAGGAUGGAGCGGUUGGUCAAGGAGCUCCUUCUGGAACGGCAGAAGUUAGAGAAACUGAAGGCUGACGUGAACGAGAUGGAGUACGACGCCCUGCAGAGGCGCUUCCGCAGGGUCAACAGCUCCAGCUUUAUUCCACGGCCCGAGGAGAUGACCCGUCUACGGGGCCUGAACCGGCAGCUGCAGAUCGACAUCGACUGCACUCUGAAGGAGACAGACCUGCUGCAGUCUCGAGGGAAGUUCGACCCAAAAGCCAUGAGCAACUUCUACGACAACAUCCAGCCGGGCCCCGUGGUGCCGCCGAAGCCCGUGAAGAAAGAUGGAGGCGUGCGCUCUGUGGCUGGCGGCCGGACGGCCCCGCAGGACGAGGACUUUGAGGGGGCCCAGUGGAACUGUGAGAGCUGCACUUUCCUGAACCAUCCGGCACUGAACCGCUGCGAGCAGUGCGAGAUGCCCCGCUACACCUGAGCCAGUGUGGAGGCGACGCCACACCCCCGCCCUCCGCCACACCCCCACUUCAUUGCCACCGACGCCACACCCUAGCUUUAACGAAUGCCCACCCUGAAGCUUCCCUAGAUCAGUUUGCAUCACUCUAGAUGUUUUAAUUUCAGAUAGAAUGAGGGCGCGGGCCCCUUCUGCAGGCUGCCUCGGGGUGAGGAAGCUGGAGUGGCCCUGGGCAGAGCCAGACCCUGUGGCACGGACAGUUGGCUGUCUGGAAUACGGCCGGACAGAGAUCUCCGUAGGGCUGGGCAGUAACCAUGGUGAUUGGAAUGUAUCAAUAUCCUAGUGGAAAAACUGAGAUUGCCUUUACCACCAUGCCCCCCCUCCCCCCUCAGUCUCCCCAUGUCACCUGGACAGUACCUGGGCCUUCUGUCGGAUUACAGGCCUACAGAACAUGACUGCUUUGCAUUGACUGACUUGAAAAAGAAUAUCCAGGUGUUGUGGUUCUCAUGCUAGAUGUACACUGUAUCUGCUCCGAAGCUAAAUGACACUAAGAGAACUUGCAUUUUAAAUAUAUUCCUGGUACCUUUAUGCAUACUCUGCUACACUGUAAUCUGAAUAUGUUCCUUCAUGUGGAUGCUGUAUUUAAAGCACCCGUUCUAUGUGAAACUGCUGGACUGUGAGGUACACAGCGUGUGAAUAUAUACGUGCGGAUGUGUGUAUCUCCCUGUGUCCUGACAAGGUCAUGUCUUUGUGUAAUUCAGAAUCAGUUGUGAAUUUUGUGAUUUUUUUUUUUUUUUUUUUUUUUUUUUUUUUGGGGGGGGGGGGGACUACUAAAUAACAUUGGCUGUAGUUUAAACUUGGACUGGUUUUUACUGUUUGCCCAAAGAGUAUGAAAGACCACCUGCAAAUAACCGAUAAUGCAGUAUUUGUCGAAAUAAGGUAUAUGAUGUUAUCAAAUCAAAGUAUUCAUUUGGUCAUUAAACGAAUGCGAGUUGGA
Messenger RNA from Brienomyrus brachyistius, 6699 nucleotides. It is a transcript of the gene tab3, whose product is annotated as TGF-beta activated kinase 1 (MAP3K7) binding protein 3. NCBI's taxonomy places the organism in Eukaryota, Metazoa, Chordata, Actinopteri, Osteoglossiformes, Mormyridae. The transcript is spliced from 7 exons. The record is from RefSeq and is a predicted model, not a curated record. Bases 3885 to 5726 code for a protein of 613 amino acids. Gene Ontology annotation, molecular function: ubiquitin binding. Gene Ontology annotation, cellular component: extracellular exosome.